Messenger RNA from Hypomesus transpacificus, 1007 nucleotides. RefSeq names its product endoplasmic reticulum resident protein 27. Bases 152 to 916 code for a protein of 254 amino acids. Gene Ontology annotation, cellular component: endoplasmic reticulum. The transcript has 7 exons. The record is from RefSeq and is a predicted model, not a curated record. Gene Ontology annotation, biological process: protein folding; response to endoplasmic reticulum stress. Lineage: Eukaryota; Metazoa; Chordata; Actinopteri; Osmeriformes; Osmeridae.
AGGCCAUGUGGCAGAUGCAGAGGGACUCAGAGAUGGACGAGGUGCACACACGCUGGGACUGACGGACACAAAAGACUCGCCAUAGACCAGGAAAGGAAUCAGCUUUGCUCCAGGUGUCUGCCCGUUGCUCUUCAACACCCCGUAUUUCAAGAUGUUCCCGGCCUUAUUUCUCUCCUUGCUCGUCUACACGGCUGUCGCGGAAGACAAAGACGGCGCCCUCCCUAGGCUGGGUGACGUCGGGGCAGCCGAGGCCUUCAUUGACUCGGCUGAAGUCGUGGUCGUUGGGUUCUUUGAGGGGGAGGACAGUCAUGGCUAUAAGGAGUUUGUGGAGGCUGCUAAGGAGGUGAAGCCCAUUCCUGUGGCGGUGUGUGGUGAGAAGGAAGUGUGGGCUAACCUCAGCAUCGUCUCUGACACCAUCACCAUAUUCCGGAAGGCUGAUAACCACCAGGAGAACCUGCAGCUUUCAGAAGCCAAGAAGAUAGAAACUGACGGUUUAGUCCGCUUCAUCACAGUCAAUGAGCUUCGCUACAUCACUGAAUACAACCAAGUGACGGCAGUGGGUCUCUUCAACUCAGACGUCAAGACGCACCUCCUGCUCUUCACCAGCAGGGGGAGUGAUGACUAUACUGUGCUCAAGGACCGAAUGGGGGCCCUGGCCCCAGAAUUCACCGGCAAGUUCUUAUUUGUGCUGAUCAACGGAGCGGUGAAGGCCAACGAGCGAUCGCUGGGUUACUUUGGUCUGAAGUCAGGUGACCUGCCCCGGGUCGGCAUCUAUGAUGGCGACUCGGACAUGAAGUGGCUCCUGCCCGAAGGGGAGAUCUCUACAGAGCGUGUGCGGGAGUUCUGCCAGUCCUUCCUCCGAGGAGAUCUAAAGGAGGUGAAGGAAGCAGGCCCUGAGUCCAAAACUGAGCUGUAAUGCUGUGCUUUAAAAGUUUGCUUUAUAUGAAACUAACUUUCCAUCUGAUAAAGAGAUAACUGUAAAUAAAACAGGGGACCUUCUUGGCUGA